Molecule: messenger RNA, 2305 nt
Organism: Trichosurus vulpecula (common brushtail)
Lineage: Eukaryota; Metazoa; Chordata; Mammalia; Diprotodontia; Phalangeridae
Product: sodium-dependent lysophosphatidylcholine symporter 1-like
Exons: 14
Coding region: 34-1572 (512 amino acids)
Biological process (GO): carbohydrate transport
Cellular component (GO): membrane
Molecular function (GO): symporter activity
Source: RefSeq, a predicted model, not a curated record
CUCCGGGAAGUCCUCCCCAGAGGGGAGGGAAGUAUGCAGCCCGCCUGCCAGGCGGAUGCGGCCCCUGGGGGGCCGGACUCUGGGGGCCGCAAGCAGGAGGGCCAGGGAAAACCAAGGCUACCCACAUCCAGAAAGAUCUGCUAUGCUCUGGGAGGAGCCCCAUACCAGCUGACUGGCAAUACCAUUUCCUUCUUUCUGCAGAUCUUCCUCUUGGACGUAGUACAGCUGGAUCCCUUCUGGGCCUCUUCUGUUAUCUUCAUCGGCCGAGCAUGGGAUUCAGUAUCAGACCCCAUUGUUGGCUUCCUGGUGAGCAGGAGCCCCCGGAGAAAGUGUGGCAAACUGAUUCCGUGGGUUCUGGGCUCUACCCCCUUUGGCAUCUUGCUGUAUUGCCUCCUCUGGUUCACACCCUCUGACACCCUACCCACCUCCUGGAAGUUCUUCUGGUACCUGACCACCUACUGUUUCUUCCAGACAUGUCUGAGUUGCUACCAUGUGCCAUACACUUCGAUGACCAUGUUCCUGGGAGGAAGCCAGAGUGACCGAGACUCUGCCACUGCCUACAGGAUGGGGAUGGAGGUCCUGAGUACUCUCAUUGGCACUAGCCUCCAGGGGCUGAUUGUGGGCAAAUAUCACGCCAGCAUGACUUUGAACUGCCAGGGACUCAAUGGAUCCCUGUCUAAUGAGACCAUGGGCAACAGUACCUCCCCACUCACUGACACCUUGGAAAACACACGAAUGGCGUAUCUGACAGCAGCCAUGGUCAUCGGGUCCCUCUAUUGCCUGUCCUGCGCGGUCCUUGUCCUUGGGGUGAAGGAGCAGCAAGGGCCACUCAGCACCUUGGACCAGUCCAGACUCCCAUUUGUUUACAGCCUGUUCACUGUCAUGGGCCACAAGCCCUACACUGUCCUCCUAAGUGGAUUCCUCUUUGUCUCCAUGGCAUUCCAGAUGGCCCAGGGGAUCUUUGCCUUCUUCUGCACCCAUGCUGCUGGUCUUGCUGGGAGCUUCCAGUACCUGGUGCUCAUCCUGCUGGUGGUAGCCUCCCUCUCCAUUCCAUUCUGGCAAUUGUUCCUGGUGAAGUUUGGGAAGAAAAGUGCCGUUUUUGUUGGGUUUUCACUCAUCAUCCCAGCCUUCAUUAUUCUCGUCCAAGUGACACACAACUUCCUCACCUUUGCUCUCACCAUGAUCCUGGUGGGCUGCAGCACAGCCGUGCUCUUCUUGUUGCCAUGGUCUAUGCUCCCAGAUGCCAUGGAUGAUUUCCAGCUAAAGAACCCCAGCUGCCAGAACCUGGAAGCAUUCUUCUACUCUUUCUACAUCUUCGUCAACAAGUUUGGAGGCGGUCUGGCCCUGGGCAUCUCCACCAUGAGCUUACACUUUGCAGGCUACCAGGCUGGAAGCUGUGAGCCAAACCCUAUGGUCAGACUGAUUCUCCGUGUGCUCAUGGCUCCUGUUCCUAUCACCUUGUUAAUCAUUGGCUUGACUAUCUUCUGCUUCUACCCCAUUGACGAGGAAAAGAGGAAGGAGAUCAGUGCAAAGAUAGAAGGAGCCAAGGACCCAUUAUGCCAGCAGUUGUGAUGCCAGGAGCCCAAGUUCCACUUUUCAUGAUUGUGAAGAUGGUGCUACAGCUGGAGGAACGAUAAACAUCUGGUGGGGCCUUUUCCUUGCAGCCCUUCCAGGGAAGGUUCCUAUUUAGUCAGCCAUCAAGCUGUGUCAGUCAUUUGAGGAUACGUGCCAGACCCAGAGGGGAAGAAUACACUCAAAGGAACUCCAGGAUAUCUCCUCACAUCCUUCCUGCCUGAAAACAUGACCUCAACAACACAUGCCGUCAGUCCUGGAAAUCCAAACCUCUUCUGUAUGGAGGAAGAAACUGAGACCCAGAGAGAACAACUGAUUUAUCCAAAGCCACACAGGCAGGACUAGCAUGCCGGUCUGACUCCCAAACCCUAUGUUCUUUCCAGGACACAGCAUUGUUUCUCCUCGAAUCUCUAGCUCACUGGGGGCUUUGGGAUAUAUUAACAUAAAAGAGGUUGCAGACAGCGGAAUGCAAGCACAGUCUUAGCCCUACUUCCAGGAGGCCCAUGACAACCACAGCCUUCCUGAAUGCUUACCUCUUUGACAGGACUAGGUCUAUAAGCCUAACCUGUUCUAAAAAGAUUCACAUUUAUAUAGUACUUAAAGAUUGGGGACAUCAAAGGAAGCUGAGGUUCAGAGGGGUAAGAGGAUUUGCCCAGUGACAGAACUGGGAUUAAAAACGUGGUCUUCUGUCUUUAAGUCUUGUGCUCCUUCCACUUUACCUCUCUUUGCCUCA